Scleropages formosus (Asian bonytongue) is the source of this 3653-nucleotide messenger RNA. It is a transcript of the gene sp2, whose product is annotated as sp2 transcription factor. Gene Ontology annotation, molecular function: RNA polymerase II cis-regulatory region sequence-specific DNA binding; DNA-binding transcription factor activity, RNA polymerase II-specific. The transcript is spliced from 8 exons. Lineage: Eukaryota; Metazoa; Chordata; Actinopteri; Osteoglossiformes; Osteoglossidae. The coding region runs from base 145 to 1941 and encodes 598 amino acids. Gene Ontology annotation, biological process: regulation of transcription by RNA polymerase II. The record is from RefSeq and is a predicted model, not a curated record.
GAAUUAAAACGUUGGUGUUUAUAUUACGUUGUAGAUACUUCAUAAAGAAUAGAAUUGCUUGCUAAACCACGGGACACUUGACAUGAGUGUGCAAACAAGGUGUUGCUCGGAAUUUUGCGGUUACGCACAGAUCAACAGGACAGUAUGGCUGCUACCAUAGCUGUCAGUCCCAGUGAGUAUCUGCAGCCAUCUUCAGUCUCCAUGCAGGAUGCUCAGCCUUCUCCUCUUGCCCUUCUGGCAGCUACCUGCAGUAAAAUUGGGCCCCCUGCUGCCCAGACUCCCGUCAGUGCUCCUCCUGCCCAGCCGGUGACCCGUCGUCUGCUGCCCAUCAAACCUGCCCCAAUCGCCCCAGCGCCCCCAAAGAACCUAGGUUUCCUGUCCACUAAGAGUAAUGUGAUACAGCUGCCGGCAGCCAUCAGUUCUUCCAGUGCGAGUGGCCCAAUACUGCUCACCAUCCAGAACCCAGCGCGACCAGCCGGCCCCAACAUUCAGUACCAGGUAGUUCCACAGGUACAGGGAGGCUGUGGGCAGGCCAUUCAGAUGAUACCUCAAGGGGGACAGAUUCAGAUCAUCUCUGGCACAAACCAGGCUAUCGUGACCUCCGCAGUGACAGUCCCCACCUCGACAGCUCCUGCCACCCAACAGAAGGCUCUGGCUAUUAAACCACCUGCACAGAAGGUGCAGCAGAACAGUGCAAAUGUGGUCCGCUUGCCUGGGGGGCUCAUCCUUCCGCUUAAUGUGGCUGCUGGUGAUGGAGGGGGAUCUCAGACCCUGGCAGAGGCUGCACCUGCCCCAACAACGCCAUCAACAAAAGUGACUCGACGUGGGCGCAAGAAGCUUGUUGCAACUGCCAGCCAACCUGUUGUGCAGCCAUCCUCCCCACCACCUGCGUUGGCCAUGUCUGAACAGGUGGAGACGCUUCUAAUUGAGACUACGGCUGACAACAUCAUCCAGGCAGGGAACAACCUCCUGAUUGUGCAGAGCCCAGGUUCUGGACAGCCCACUGUAGUACAGCAGGUUCAGUUGGUACAGCAGAAGUCGGAUCAGCAGAUGGUGCAGAUUCCCCCACAGGCGCUCAAAGUGGUUCAGGCUGCUUCAGCCACACUGCCUCCUGUUCCGCAGCGACAACCCAUGCCGAGUGUACAGGUGCCCCCUGCAGAGUCAACCCAGGUGCUCAUUAAGACACCAUCGGGAGAGUGGCAAACUGUGCAGCUGCAGGAGACCACAGUAUCCACCACGGCACCCCCUAGCUCGGCCACAGUCAGCUUGCCGCUGGCUGCGGGCUGCAAGAGGAAUCUGAGCGAGGGCCGUAAGGAGAGAACCUUCCCUAAGAUCGCACCCGCUGGAGGCCUCAUUGCACUCAAUGCUGCACAGCUCUCUUCAGCAGCACAGGCUGUGCAGACCAUUAGUAUCAAUGGGGUUCAAGUGCAAGGUGUGCCAGUGACCAUCACCAAUGCAGGGGGCCAGCAGCACCUGACUGUUCAGACUGUGCAGGGCAGUGGGCUACAUCUGGGGGCAGCAGGUGGUGCUCCUGGGCAUCAGCUGCAGGUGGAGCAAACGCUGGCUCUGGAGAUACAAGGGCAGCCUGGGGAGAAGAAGCGGCGCAUGGCCUGCACAUGCCCCAACUGCAAGGAUGCGGAAAAAAGGCCUGGAGAAGUGGGCAAGAAGAAGCACAUUUGCCACAUCCCUGGUUGUGAGAAGACCUUCCGCAAGACAUCACUGCUGCGGGCCCACGUGCGCCUGCAUACGGGAGAGCGGCCCUUUGUCUGCAACUGGGUUUUCUGUGGAAAGCGCUUCACACGUAGCGAUGAGCUGCAGAGACACGCCAGGACACAUACAGGAGAUAAACGUUUCGAGUGCUCACAGUGUCAGAAGCGGUUCAUGAGGAGUGACCACUUAACUAAGCAUUAUAAAACUCACAUAAAUACUAAGAAUUUGUGAGAGCCGAAUGCGGCGUACACUAAUGCCUUUGUGGACUGCUGCAGAGGGACUGCAGAAAACCGCGGAAAGAGAAGUGGAUGCGCAGCCUGUGACCGUGAGCUCGUCCAUUUGUCCUUCUCUACCUUCCGCCCCGAACCUUCUGUGUUUGGAAGUGAAGGCAGUCGGCCGUACAAGUGUAUAUAAACAGUGCAAUGUUACACGUCAGAAAACCUGCAGUCCUGCUCUAUGAAAAAUGUCCUCCUGCUCUGUCAGUUAUGAACUGAGAGAUAAACACCACAGAGAUCCAGCUCCCCCACUUGCAUUUUUCUUGUGUAUAUUUUACUUUAACAGCUUUCACUCAUGAUUUCUGGCACCAGGGUUCUUUCCUGCUGGCGUAAGUGAGAAGCACAGGGACUCACUGAAUGCUUUGUUUUAAUGUGUGCUUUUAAAGCCAUAGAUUGUGAACAGACACAUUAAAAUGAGAAUGAUGUCCCAUGGUGUGCUUUUAUACCGUUCACAUGGAUGUGAUGCAAACACAGAGACAUUAGGAGUUUAAAUUCUUCUUGACCUUAGAACUUGUCUUGUUCACACUCCUAAUUGCUGUUCACAUGCAUUUGGUUAUUAAGAUUGUGGUUCACCUCUAGUUUCAGCACUGUUCUAGCUCUCCAUGUGUCUGAUGGGUACAGAGCAGUUGCUCGCCUGCCACAAUUGGAUUCCACCAUCACCAGAUGUACGGUAGUAGAAUAGUAACCGCUGCUGUGCUGGUGACUGUCUCCAGCUCACCUGUGCUUUGGGGCUCUGGGUAACACACACACAACUAGAAACCUUGUGUGCCACUCAGCUUUGUGGGUUGGACUGGGUGGGAUGGCAGGGGGUGAAGCACACUGAGGCAGACCUUUAAUGAAGAAAUUAUGCUGAAAAGACAGAAGCUUCACCAGGAAUGUUUUCCACGCACUUUGAUGGAGUGUAGACCCCUAGUGGUGCCCCGAAGGGCACUUCACCAUUACACAGCUCAGCUCAGAGAAAAAAUAAUACCUGCUGUGUAGAACUUGAAAAGUUUCCCCUAGAGCAUUCAUAAUAAAAUGGACUCGUGGGAAAUGGUGUCCAGAGUUCAUGCACAUGUAUCAUGUGCACAUGUCAUAUCCCAUAAGUUCUGAGCAUGAAUGUGACUGAGAGAAAGAGAGAGAGAAUGUGCAUCUGAAUCUGCCCUCUUUUUCUUGCUUCACUUUUUAUCCCUUUUUAGGUAAAUAUUUGGGUAAGAAAGCUGAGAUUUUAAAAUUUUGUAAAUAAUGUUUGUACUUUUUUCAAAACAAAUAUCUUGAACGACUAAAUUGCAUAUUCUCAAAUUUAGCUGAACAGUACAAACAAAGUGUAAUAGAACAUGCUAGGCAAAUUGCUAAUUUUACUACACAAAUAUUCACCUUUUCUAAAGUGUUUUAAAUAAAAUUUUCAAAUAUUUCUCAUAAAAAGGUAAACAAAUCUGCUCAAUGUUACCUACAUUUUGCAAGAUGUUACUGGACAUACUGUAAACUAUGUAUAAUAAACCAUAACAAGUCAAAGGGACUCAGAGGUGUAAAAAAUGCUGUGUGUAAGUUGAUAUGUAUGAAUAAAUCUGACAUUAGAUUGUAAUAACUGCUGGUCUAACAUGAAGGACAUGGGUCUUGCACAGGUAAAGAAGUGAACAUUGUAGAGCUCAAUCCUUUGAUAUUUUACAUCCUAGAUGACUUUUUACC